CGAGAUCAGGUUAGGGCAGGUUUGGUUUCCUUGAAUUCUGUGUUGGGGGCCUGUGGGGCUGGCAUAUAAAUCCUCACUUUGGGCACCUGGCCCUUGCUUUCCAUCCUGAGUCUCUCUCUACCAUCAGGUCUGACACUCAAAGGGGGAGCCCUGCCCUAGGGGGUGGGCCCCAAGUGGGAUCAGAGGAGCCCUGAGGCCCUUCCGAACACAGCCAGCAGAAGGCCCCAGAUCCAAGAUGUCCAGUCCUCUGGAGCAGGCACUGGCUGUGAUGGUCGCCACCUUCCACAAGUACUCUGGCCAAGAGGGAGACAAGUUCAAGCUGAGCAAGGGGGAGAUGAAGGAACUUCUGCACAAGGAGCUGCCCAGCUUUGUGGGGGAGAAGGUGGACGAGGAGGGCCUGAAGAAGCUGAUGGGUGAUCUGGAUGAGAACAGCGACCAGGAGGUGGACUUCCAGGAGUACGCUGUUUUCCUGGCCCUCAUCACUAUCAUGUGCAACGACUUCUUCCAGGGCGCCCCAGGGCGGUCCUGAUGCAGUGCGCUCUCCUCCCUCCCGUGGGCCUCGGGGGCCCAGGAGGACUCUCUGUAGUUAGUUUUAUACUCAAUAAACUUUUUCACUUGUUGAAAA
Molecule: messenger RNA, 625 nt
Organism: Vicugna pacos (alpaca)
Lineage: Eukaryota; Metazoa; Chordata; Mammalia; Artiodactyla; Camelidae
Source: RefSeq, a predicted model, not a curated record